Periconia digitata is the source of this 827-nucleotide messenger RNA. The record is from the annotation of a GenBank genome assembly. NCBI's taxonomy places the organism in Eukaryota, Fungi, Ascomycota, Dothideomycetes, Pleosporales, Periconiaceae.
CUAUGUCUUCUCAGGCCUUCAGCAUUAUCCAACAGAUGCCAUCAUAUUAUCUGGUUGCCGGAACUCUAUUCGUCGGUUUUGUAGCAGUCAAUACCAAAUCCCUACCGCUAGCCUACACAGUUCGACUCGCCCCAUCUAUAUGUCGAUUGUUGAAGGCCAAGUGGUCUGGGCCAAAAAACAAGGCUUCUCAAAGCGCAUCGGCGCAUUCGCCUAACUCGACACCGACAAAUCCGCCCCAUGCCGCGCGGCCGACUCUUUUCAAGUAUUGCACUUUCCAAUCCACAGCAGUGGCGUUAGAUUUGGAUAUCAACAUCCAUAAAUCUAACAGCACCUUUUUCUCCGAUGCAGAUAUUAGCCGCGCCGAGCUCAUAACAGGUCUCUUGAGUCAAUCGCUAGCCGACAUGGGAUCGCCUGCGUUCAUUUUGGCCGGAGUGCAAUGCAAAUUCCAAAGAGAGAUUCGCCCCUACCAGCGCUAUGACGUUUCAUCUCGCAUCCUGGCUUGGACAGACAAAGCAAUGUACGUAGUCACGUAUUUCACGAAGCCUGGGACAAAGAUUGGGGGAGAUCCAGACCUCCUAGGUGGACCUCAGAACUUGGCGACGGAUGUUCAACUGCGCAGGACAUUAUUUGCGACGUUGGUGUCGAAAUAUGUCUUCAAGGCGGGAAGGAUUACCGUGGCGCCCGAGCACAUCUUCCAAGAAGCGGGUCUCCUUAUAGAGGCUGAUGGUAAAGUCGGAACUGUGGGGAUUGAUGGAUUGAUCGGCAGUGAGAAAGUUGGCGCGAUAGUGCAAGUUGGCUUGAGUUACAUUGCACAUUGUAUGGAGUAG